ACCCCCAUAAUAUUGGGUGGGCGCAACUCAAGUGCCGUUCUCGCCAACAUCACCUAAGUUUUCUCCUCUUCAUGCCAUCGUUCUCUUAACCUGGUCCCACAUCGAUAACUCAGGUUUAUUUGUUUAGAGUUCUUGCAUGAUUAUCUGUUGAUUCCUGGUGACAAACGAACCUUUGGUAUACUAUACAGUUAAAUUCAAUUUCUCUCACAAUGCCUGACGUGACCGGCAUUCUUCCCGAUUUCGAAUUGCCAGCCAAGGUCCCGGAGUCGAAGCUGACAUCCGCUAAUGCCUCUCACACGGCUUUGUUCUCGCUGAGUGGAAAGACUAUAGCAAUCACCGGUGCUGGUCGUGGCUUAGGUAUAACACUAGCAGCCGCAGUCCUUGAGGCUGGCGGCAACGUUGCUUGUCUCGACAUUCUCACAGAUCCAGCUGCGGACGAAUGGAGCACGAUCCAGAAGACAUCUAGACAGUCCAAUCUGAAGCUGAGCUAUCGGAGGGUUGACAUCACGGAUGAGGAGAAACUUUCCAAAGUCUUGGACGAAGUGGAAGUCGAAGCAGAAGCUGUGGGCGCACAGUUCUACGGAACCAUCGCUUGUGCUGGCAUCCAGCAGCGAAUACCUGCUGUCGAUUACCCGAAGACCGAUUUUGAUCGUAUCCUCUCCGUGAACGUUACCGGAACUUUCCUCACCGCGAAACACACAGCAAAAAUCUUGAUUAAGAAUGGUGUAAAAGGCAGCAUUGUCAUGAUAGCGUCCAUGUCUGGGGAAGUCGCCAAUCGAGGCUUGACAUGCUCCGCCUAUAACACAAGCAAGGCUGCGGUACACCAACUAUGCCGCUCUGUUGCACAAGAAUGGGGCCACCAUGGCAUUCGGGUGAACACCCUUUCUCCAGGAUACAUUAGAACCGCAAUGACCGAUAUGCUCCUCGCCGAAGACCCUGAUUUAGAGAAGAUAUGGAUGGCUGGGGCAUUGUUGAAUCGUCUUGGGGCUCCGGAGGAUUUUAAGGCAGGUGCAGUAUUUCUGUUAUCCCCAGGUAGCUCAUUCAUGACGGGGAGCGACCUUAGAAUCGACGGUGGCCACUGUGCAUCUGCAUAGCUUUAUAGCGUCAUAUCAAUAAUCGAUUUUGAGAUUACAUUUAGAAAA
Messenger RNA from Truncatella angustata, 1142 nucleotides. RefSeq names its product short chain dehydrogenase. Lineage: Eukaryota; Fungi; Ascomycota; Sordariomycetes; Amphisphaeriales; Sporocadaceae. The coding region runs from base 210 to 1094 and encodes 294 amino acids. The record is from RefSeq and is a predicted model, not a curated record. Gene Ontology annotation, molecular function: oxidoreductase activity, acting on NAD(P)H, oxygen as acceptor. Gene Ontology annotation, cellular component: intracellular anatomical structure. The transcript is spliced from 3 exons.